Molecule: messenger RNA, 2079 nt
Organism: Peniophora sp. CBMAI 1063
Lineage: Eukaryota; Fungi; Basidiomycota; Agaricomycetes; Russulales; Peniophoraceae
Source: the annotation of a GenBank genome assembly
AUGGCAACCAGUCUUAGCUAUCUCGCACCGGUGUACAACACCCCCAGCCCGAGUGCCGUUGUCGCAGCCGUGCCCACGUCUGCGGUUGGAUCCUCGUCGGCCACUUCUGCCAUCGCGACCGCUAGUGCGACGAUGAGCAUGAACACCGCAUCGCCUUCGGUCGCCGGUGCUGCGACGUCUGCCACUGCAUCUGCUGCGCCGAUGAUGGCGGUCAGCACCGUGAAGAGCUUCCCGUUCCUGUAUCACAUCAACAUCCUCAUCCUCGUCCUCUUCGCGAUCUUUUUCGUGGCGAUGCUCCCGCGCGUCAUCUCCGCACGCCUCGCGCCUCGUGCGCGCUUCACCGGCUUCUUCCUCCUGUCCGGCGGAGGCUCUGCGAAUACGCCGCCUGCGCGCCGUCCCGCGGAGAACUUGCAACAUGACGAGGACGACACUCAGACGCUGCACAAUAACAACCCGUUCGAAGACGGACAGAGCAUGAUGAUGCCGCGCGACGUUUCACCAGUGGUAUUCGGCACGCCCGGGGGCCUCGGCGGUACGGGGCCUAUGCGUGUACGCAGCCUCCUCUCGCUGCACCCGCUCCUUGGCGCGAUUGCGAACUACUCCGUACUUCCGGGAUGGCCCUUGCGCAAACUCGCGGUCUUCAUCAUCUACUUCGGAAUCUACCUCUACGCGGGGCUGUACCGCAACAACCCGUUCGCAUCGCCGUACCGCGCGGCUGUCCUCGCAGUGUCGCAAAUCCCGUUGGUUGUGGCGUGCGUGAUGAAGAACAACUUCAUUCAGUACUUGACAGGCGUGGCAUAUGAGAAGCUCAACUACAUUCACCGCUUCGCUGGCCGCCUGAUCGUACUGGCUAUCAACGUUCACGCCCUGCAGUGGUUCUUCACAUGGAACCGCACGCCCGGAAAGAUCACCUCGGAGUACCAGACCGAUCUCGUCCGCUGGGGCACCGUCGGUCUCGUAGCCGUCGACCUUCUCUUCGUCGGGAGCUUGCCUGCGGUUCGCGCGAAGAGCUACUCGCUCUUCCUCGCAACGCAUGUUCUUGGAUUCUUCUGGUUCGUGGUGGCGAUGUACAUCCACUACCCACAGACGCUGCCCUACUUCGUCACCGCGUUCGUAUUCUACGGCUAUGACCACAUCGCCCGUGCGGCCCGCACUCGCGUCACCACCGCGUACAUCACUCCCCAGCCGGCACUCAACGGCGGAAGCACACACGUUGCACUGCCUGGCCUUACAACCGGCUGGCGCGCUGGACAGCACGUCCGCAUGCGGGUCGUGAACCCAUCGCUGCCUACGGGUGUUGCCCUCCCUCUCGCUGUCCUCGCCUCGCGUAUUCGCGCACACCCCUUCAGCGCAGCGAGCGCUCCCAACGCAAAUGGCCUAGAGUUGAUCAUCAAGAAAGUUGGCGGAAGCACGCGCUCGCUUUAUAGCCUGGCCGGUGGUGAAGAAGCGGCACUCAACGAGAAGAAGGCGGGAAUGGGGAUGCUCGCGGAUCCGGAAGCGGCGUUCGACGCGCGGCGUGUGAAGGUCGUGGUGGAGGGCCCCUACAGCGGUCCUGCGGCGCGUUUCGAAGCGUACUCUGGCCUUGUGCUGGUUGCGGGAGGGAGUGGUAUCACGUACACUCUCUCGCUGUUGCAGGAUCUGCUUGCCGUGCAUGCGCAAGGUGGCGCGGCCACGCGCGUCGUUGAGCUUGUGUGGUCAAUCACGGACCCCGGCUCGCUCGUCGCGCUACUGCCUACGCUGCGGGAGAUUCUCCAGCCCCGCGCGGCGCCCGCCGCUUCGUUGCAGUUGCGUAUCCGUGUGCACUACACUCGUGCACCACGCACGCCGCCGCCUCCUGCGGAUCUGUUGCCCGCGGGGCUUGCCCUGCUGCCGGGACGGCCGAGCUAUGGACGUAUCAUCGAAGAUGCGUGUGACGCAGUACGCGACUCAGUACAAGGCAGUCCGCGGGGUCUUGCGGUGACGCACUGUGGACCUGGAGAGCUUGGCUCACAGAUACACGGCGCUGUUGGAAACUUGAGCUGGUCGAGGUGGAAGGAGGCUGGUGGCGUAGAGGUGCAUGCCGAGUCGUUUGGAUGGUGA